Molecule: messenger RNA, 2221 nt
Organism: Vigna angularis (adzuki bean)
Lineage: Eukaryota; Viridiplantae; Streptophyta; Magnoliopsida; Fabales; Fabaceae
Product: phosphatidylinositol 4-kinase gamma 4
Exons: 3
Coding region: 331-2112 (593 amino acids)
Molecular function (GO): protein binding
Source: RefSeq, a predicted model, not a curated record
UAUACUAGUAGUCCUACACCAGACGUAUACGCGUCUUUCUUGUUCUUCAAUCCACCUCUCUCUCUCUCUCUCUCUUUCCCAUUUGUGUUUCUCGUGUUUGGUCAGAGUCAACAAUAACAUAACAACCCUUCCCUACUUUCUCGAGUAUUGAAUAGAAAACUCUUCCCACUACUCGCAUUAAGAAAACCGCCCCAAUACAUUAUUUCGCAUUAUUCGUGUCAAAGGUUCAAACUUUCUGCUGCUUCUACUUCUGCUUCCCCAGGGAACUAGGGUUCAGGCUUGGGUGAAAGCCUCGACCUUUGGUUUUCAUUGCCUUAAUCAACAUUAGAAAUGUCGUCUGCUGGUGUCACCAUCCUUAGCCCUGUUCCAAGGGAACUGUUACUGUCUUCAAAUGGAUACCAUACUCCACUGCACUUGUCAUUGGAUCAUGAGUUUAUUUUCAUAUUUCUCUCCCAUUCUGGAUCCUUGACUCCGAUGCGUGUCCUUCCAUACGAUACCAUUGAGUCGUUGAAACUCAAAAUCAAAAAGGUCGAGGGGCUUCCUUCAUUGACAAACAAACAAAAGUUGGUUUGUGAUGGACGAGAGCUAGCGCGGAGCAAUUCCCUGCUGAAGGACUAUGGGGUUACGGAAGGAAAUGUUUUGCAUUUGGUGAUUAGGCUGUCGGAUCUCCAGACCAUCAGUGUGAGAACCUCUUCCGGGAAAGACUUUACCUUUCAGGUGGAGAAAUGCAGGGAUGUUGGGUAUGUGAAGCAGCAGAUUGCAAAAAAGGAGAAGCGCUUUGCUGAUCCUGAACAGCAGGAGGUUGUGUGUAACGGGGAGCUGCUUGAGGAUCAGAGGGUUAUUGAUGAUAUCUGUAGUAAAUAUAAGGAUGCAGUGAUUCAUCUGUUUGUUAGGGUGAAAUAUGCUGAAGUUAGGACAGGACAAGAUGAGUUGUCGGUCAAGGCAAAGGAGUUGAAUGGUACAAAAGAUUACGAUGCUAGUGAAAAUAAUUGUAGUAGAGAACGUGAUGUUAGUAAAGAAGAUGAGGGAAGGGAGGAUGGAACCACCGAGCCAAUUGUGGCAAGGAAGGCUCUUGAUAGAGAUCUUUUGGAGCCUGUCAUUGUUAAUAAGAAAAUUGAAUUGGCUUCAGAGGUUUGGAAUAUGAUUAACAUGACAUACGAAGGACUAAACAGUGGAAAUUAUCCAAUCAGAUCAGCAGAGGGUACAGGGGGAGCUUACUUUAUGCUUGAUUCAACUGGGCAAAAGUAUGUAUCUGUUUUUAAGCCCAUUGAUGAAGAACCAAUGGCUGUGAAUAACCCUAGAGGUUUGCCUUUCUCAGUAGAUGGUGAAGGCUUAAAGAAGGGUACUAGAGUUGGUCAGGGAGCGUUCAGGGAAGUUGCAGCUUAUAUUUUGGACCAUCCAAUGAGGGGUCAUCGAUCAAUAUUUGGUGAUCAGAAGGGCUUUGCUGGGGUUCCUCCAACUGUUAUGGUUAAGUGCUUGCAUGAAGGAUUUAACCAUCCUGGGGAGUUGACUGCUAAGCUUGGCUCCUUGCAAAUGUUCGUGGAGAAUAAUGGAAGCUGCGAGGAUAUGGGUCCCGGGGCUUUUCCAGUGAAGGAAGUGCAUAAAAUUACUGUUCUGGACAUGAGGCUCGCAAAUGCAGAUAGGCAUGCCGGGAAUAUUUUGAUCGGCAAAGAGGAGGAAAAUGGCCAGGCUGUGUUGAUUCCAAUUGAUCAUGGAUACUGCUUGCCCACUAGUUUUGAAGAUUGUACCUUUGAAUGGCUUUAUUGGCCCCAAGCACGCCAACGAUACUCUCCUGAGAUCAUUGACUAUAUAAGGUCACUGAAUGCCGAUGAAGAUAUUGCCCUUUUGAAGUUUCAUGGAUGGACUCUGCCAGUUGAAUGUGCACGCACCCUUCAAAUCUCAACCAUGCUUCUGAAGAAAGGAGUGGAGAGAGGAAUGACCCCUUUUGGCAUUGGAAGCCUUAUGUGCAGGGAAUCCUUGAACAAGGAGUCUGUGAUUGAGGGAAUUGUAAAGGCAGCUCUGGAUUCUGUUCUUCCUGGCACAAGUGAAGAAACAUUUCUUGAUGCUGUUUCUGAAAUCAUGGACCAGCACCUUGAUCAGAUUCUGUCAUAGAAGUUGGUAUAUAAGUAAUGUUCUGUAUAAUUGUUUUUCAGUACAUAUCUAUAGCUCAAAUGGUUGUUUUACAUUAUUUCAAGUAUGACUUCCUAGGUCUUAACUUCUA